Molecule: messenger RNA, 2578 nt
Organism: Linum trigynum
Lineage: Eukaryota; Viridiplantae; Streptophyta; Magnoliopsida; Malpighiales; Linaceae
Source: the annotation of a GenBank genome assembly
UUCCUUCUUCUUCACUUCCAUUGGACCGCUCCGCUCCGCUCCAGCCAUGUUUUAAUUCUCCAUCUCUAAACAAAUAUAAUAAUAUAUCGCAUCCGUUCAUUUAUACAUUCUUAUACUCUGGAUCCUGAUCUGAACCCUACCCUCCACCACCGGAGCAGACACCGCGCAGGAGCUCUGCUUCGGCGAUCCCCAACCCUACCCUACCAUAUAUUUAUUAUUAUGUGCAUAUAUGGGGUUCAUUAGUUCCUUCCCACCUUUCCCAUAUCUUUGGCGUAACAUCGUAAGAUUAUGAAAAAAUCCCAGUUCUGAUUUUGUUUAGUUUUCCUUUUCUUCCCUCUCGGGCCGCCUCGCUAGGUUCUGUUGUGUGUUUUUCCGCAGACCACAGGGUGAGUGUUUCUUACCUCUCCCGGCUUUUACUCUACUGGGUUCGGUUCUGCAUUCAAUUUGAGGCCGGGUGUAAGCAUGCCCUUGGUUUGCGUUGUAUUUGCUUCUUUUUCCCUGGAUUUGUGUAGGAUCCUUUUUACUGUUAUGAGUUUCUGAUGGGUUAGGGAUUGGCAAUGUUUAAGAAGGAGGGAAAAUUUUCAUGAAUAGAGAACCUGAUGGUAUUGCAUAAUUGGCUUGUGUAGAACCUGAUGGUAUGACGAAUCGAUCCAGGCGUGAAUGUAACUUUAAAAACUGAUCCUCUCCUUACCAUCUUUUGGCUUGAACUUGGAACCAGACCAUGUUGGAAAAGGAGUUUUUCACCGAGUAUGGCGAGGCAAGCCAGUACGAUAUACAAGAAGUGGUUGGGAAAGGAAGCUAUGGGAUUGUUGCAUCGGCUAUAGAUACUCACACCGGGGAGAAGGUGGCCAUCAAGAAGAUGAACAACGUCUUCGAGCAUGUCUCUGAUGCCACACGCAUCUUGAGGGAGAUCAAGCUACUUCGCUUGCUUCGCCACCCAGAUAUAGUGGAGAUCAAGCACAUAAUGCUUCCUCCAUCCCCAAGGGAAUUUAAAGAUAUCUAUGUGGUUUUUGAGUUGAUGGAAUCUGAUCUUCACCAGGUAAUUAAGCUGAACCACGAUUUGACUCCUGGUCAUCACCAAUUCUUCUUGUACCAGCUUCUUCGAGGUCUAAAGUAUAUACAUUCAGCUCACGUCUUUCACCGAGACCUGAAGCCGAAAAAUAUUCUGGCCAAUGCAGACUGCAAGCUGAAACUUUGUGACUUUGGGCUUGCUCGUGUGUCAUUUAGUAAUGCCCCUUCCGCUAUCUUUUGGACAGAUUAUGUGGCAACCCGAUGGUAUCGUGCCCCGGAAUUGUGUGGCUCCUUUACUUCCAAGUACACUCCUGCAAUUGAUAUAUGGAGCAUAGGAUGCAUAUUUGCGGAGUUGGUAACAGGCAAGCCCUUGUUUCCUGGGAAAAACGUGGUGCAUCAAUUGGAUCUCAUCACUGAUUUGCUUGGCACUCCUCCUCCUGCUACCAUUGCACGGAUCGGGAAUGAAAAAGCUAGGAAGUAUCUGACUUGCAUGAGCAAAAAGCAACCAAUCCCAUUCACCAAAUAUUUCCCCGGAAAAGACCUAGCGGCUCUUCGGUUACUGGAGCGCAUGCUAGCAUUUGACCCUAAAGAUCGUCCAUCUGCUGAAGAGGCACUGGCUGAUCCAUACUUCCAUGGCCUGGCUAAUUUGGAGAAUGAACCAACUAGGGUACCCAUUUCAAAACUGGAGUUUGAAUUUGAAAGGAGAAGACUGACACGAGAUGAUGUAAGACAAUUAAUCUACAGAGAGAUCUUGGAGUACCAUCCUGAAAUGCUAAAAGAGUACCUCCGGGGCAUAGACCAGACUCACUUCGUGUAUCCUAGCGGAGUUGACUGGUGCAAGGAACAGUUUGCUUGUCUGGAGGACGAAAAUGGCGAUAUAAUUGAAAGAACCAGCCCAGUACACAGGAAACAUGCCACUUCUUUGCCAAGGGAAAGGGUGUGCACCAUUGAUGACCAUGAUGAUCCCAAGAAGGGGGGCUGUCACUGUUCUCAUGGUUGUGCUGAUAAUGCAAAUCCGAAUUCCAGUUCUGUUUCUCGUCCAGCGACUGUACAGAGCCAGAGCCCUCCUUCACUACCAGCUGAGGAAUCAUCGCUGCCGCCUUCUGCUAACAAAAAGAGUAGCACAUUAUCCAAACAGAGCAGCAGCGGCAACCCCAUCACACCAACUUGCAGCAGUGGGUGCAGCCUGCUGAAGAGCGACAGCAUCUGUGCAUCCAUGUGUGUUGGUAUCGUUGGAAAAGAUCGGUAGGUUCAUGCUCGGUGAAUUUGACAGAUGGAUGAUGACGGUGUUGCCGCUACAUCUGGAAUUUGGAAGGCGGGUCGUAAUUCCUCCAGUUUUUAUUGCUUGAUGAUGAUGACGAUAAGGUUACUGAUGUUUGCAUGUAAUUGUGGGUACAUUGUGAUAUCUGUUUUGUACUAACGAGCAACCGUUCUGUAUUCUGGUUCUUCGAUUUGGAAAUACUGGGAUUGUGCUUAUGGGGCAGCAAGUGCAAAAACCUCCUCUCCGUAGCCAUUUGAUUUGUUUUCUUCGGUCGUUAAAGGAAACCAAGAAACAAAACUAAUCACA